This is a messenger RNA of Erythranthe guttata (spotted monkey flower), 2971 nucleotides long. RefSeq names its product Transducin/WD40 repeat-like superfamily protein. Gene Ontology annotation, molecular function: microtubule binding. NCBI's taxonomy places the organism in Eukaryota, Viridiplantae, Streptophyta, Magnoliopsida, Lamiales, Phrymaceae. Gene Ontology annotation, cellular component: katanin complex. Gene Ontology annotation, biological process: microtubule severing; microtubule depolymerization. The record is from RefSeq and is a predicted model, not a curated record.
CUCUGAAAAAUUUCCCUUUUCUUAAUUUUCCUUUUUUCAAGUUACCGUUCCAGAAAUCUAUUCUUAUCUUUUGUCGCUGGAUUUUCUUCAUCUGUAAAUACAAAUAAAAUUGUUUGUAUCUGUGUAGUUUCUACACUGUAUCUGUAUCUGCUUUCAAGGAUUCGGUUGUUGGCCGGGCGCCGCCGCGGCGUGAUUCCGGUUGUAGAUUUUCCGGGAGGAAAUGGCGAAGCGUGGAUAUAAACUGCAGGAAUUUGUGGCACAUGGUGGGAAUGUAAAUUGUUUGAGCUUUGGGAAAAAGAAUUGCAGAUCAUUCAUUACAGGUGGAGAUGAUCAGAAAGUCAACCUUUGGUCCGUCGGCAAGCCCACGUGUCUGACGAGCCUAUGUGGUCAUACAAGUCCAGUAGAAUCCGCAGCCUUCGAUUCAGCAGAGGUUUUAGUGGUAGCUGGAUCAUCUUCUGGAGCCAUAAAGCUGUGGGAUUUGGAAGAAACAAAAAUGGUUCGCACUCUUACUGGACACAGAUCCUAUUGUACUGCUGUUGAGUUCCAUCCAUUUGGUGAGUUUUUUGCAUCGGGUUCAAUGGACACUAAUCUAAAGAUAUGGGAUAUUAGAAAGAAAGGGUGCAUCCAUACGUAUAAAGGCCAUACUCGAGGGAUAAGUACUAUAAGAUUCACCCCUGAUGGGCGCUGGGUAGUCUCUGGUGGAUUUGAUAAUGUUGUAAAGGUGUGGGACCUGACAGCUGGGAAGCUUUUACACGAUUUCAAAUUCCAUGAAGGACAUGUUCGCUCCAUAGAAUUUCAUCCGCUCGAGUUCCUUUUAGCAACAGGUUCGGCAGAUAAAACUGUGAAAUUUUGGGAUCUUGAGACUUUUGAGAUGAUUGGAUCUGCCAGACGCGAGGCUACAGGAGUAAGAUCACUUGCCUUCCACCCUGAUGGAAGAACCCUUUUCUGCGGUUUAGAUGAUAGUUUAAAGGUUUACUCAUGGGAGCCUGUAAUUUGCCAUGAUUCAGUUGAUAUGGGAUGGUCAACUGUCGGUGAUCUUUGCUUCCAUGAUGGGAAGCUUGUGGGCGGUGCAUAUUUUGAGAACUCAGUUGCACUUUGGGUAGCAGAUGUUUCGCUUAUAGAGCCAUACGGCACAAGAUUGGCUCCGGAGCAACAUAGCAACUCGGAGCAGAAAUGUGAUAGUCAGAGCAGUCUUUCGGAGAAAGAAGAAAUCCAUGUAAAGCCAAAAUCCAAUACCCGAUCGACAACGCCAGAUAGCGAUUCUUCUAAAGAAAUCAAAACCAUAUAUGUUGACCGUGUAAGCUCUAUUACUCCGAAGACAGUUGACCCUCCUACUUCAAAGACAGUUGACCCUGUUGAUGUUCCUAAGGAAGUGAACGCUGUUAGAAUUCAGAAGCGUGGCCCCACAUCAAGUGUGCCUGCAAAAGCUCUUAAUAGAUCUCUGAUUAUGCCUAGUAUUGUACCUCGUGAUGGUCCCGAUGGAAGAGAUUCUGCUGGGUCUAGAAGGGAAUCUAUUGGGUCUAGAAGGGAAUCUAUUGCUUCAUCUAAGCCAACCAGUUCUGGCAUGUCUUCUAAGCCACCUCAUGCACGGAGGCUAUCAACCGGCCGGUUUGAUAUGGAAAGAAUGUCGGUUUCUCUUGAUUCUUGUGACGAUACGAAAAGUUCUUUGGUCAGUAAAAAAGAUUCGCAUCUACGCAAUAGGCUUGUUACCGAUGAAAAUUCUAACGAGUCCUCUGAGGUGAAACAAUCAAAUAACAAGACUGCUGUGGAAAAGGUGGAUAGAACUUCGUCACCCGUGACAAUUGUUCCAGGUGAUCAGACUCUGAGUUCCAGUAGAGGGGCAAUUCCUGUAAAAGUUGUCAAUGGAGUGGCAGUUGUGCAUGGAAGGACGCGCAGUUUGGUUGAGAGGUUUGAAAGAAAGGAAAAAAUAGACGUAGAUGAGAGUGGCAUCUCCGAUAAGGCUUCUGUUGUGGCUACUGAGCCUGUCGAAACACCGCCACCUCAGAAUAGCGACCAACAAAGUGUGAUGACGAAGAAGGACCAGUCAACUUAUGUAAUCGUGAAGGAGAAGUCGUCAACUUUGGAUGAUGAUAAUGUAAUCGUGAAGGAGAAGCCGUCAACUUUGGAUGAUGAUAAUGUCAUCGAGAAUCUUUUGCAGGGUCACGAUGUUUUAUUGAGCACAUUUAGGUCCCGACUGACAAAGUUACAGGUGGUGCGACACUUUUGGGAAAGGAAUGAUGUCAAGGGUGCCAUAAUUGCUGUCAGGAAAUUGCCCGACCAUUCUGUACAAGCAGAUGUAAUAGGUGUCCUCGUAGAAAGGCUGGAGAUUAUUACAUUGGAGCUGUUUUCUUGCUUGCUUCCUGUGCUUUUAGGGUUACUCGAAAGCAAAGCAGAAAGGCAUGUUAGUGUUUCUCUGGAGAUGCUUCUGAAACUGGUAGCAGUCUUUGGUACACUAGUUCGUUCAACAGUUUCAGCACCUCAAUCUGUUGGUGUCGAUCUUCAUGCAGAGGAGAGACGCGAAUGCUGCAAACAGUGCUUUGUCCAUUUACAAGGUGUACAAAAAAGUCUUCCGGAGCUUAUGAAGAGGGGAGGUGUAGUAGCAAGAUACGCACAACAACUGAAUAUGGUUCUACAACAAACGUGACACCCGGAAGAGAGAGAAAGUAGGUAGCUUAUUACCAAUUAACAAGAAUUACUUCAAGAGAGAUAUAAUACAUAUCUAUAUAUCAGGUAAAUGUCAUACUUGGGAUAUUGCAAAUUUUGCCUUGCCGGUAUCCAGUAUGUGCAUCGGUGCUAUUACAUAUAUAUGUAUUCCCAGUUGUAUGCAUUUUGUGUUGCAAGUUGUAUUGUAUUAACAGCUUGUGCUUUGUUGGAUACAAAUGACUUGCCAAGCUGGUUACCUGUAAUUAAUUUAUGUGCAGUCAUAUAUAUUUAUAUUUUUUUUGAAAAUGAAAAUAAUAUAUAUAGCAUU